UCGCUUCUCGUCGCACUCAUGGCGUCCGCCUCAACAUCCUCUGCCGAUCUUCUUGAACAAGCAGCCUCUCUUCAAAGUAGUCCCCAGCAGGCAGAAAAGAUUUACCAGGAGGUUCUGUCAAGGCCGACACCACCGAAUGUUACGCCAGAGACCCACGCACAAAUACUGCGUGAACAAGAAACGGCCUUGCUUACACUUGGGACACUCUAUCGCGAUCAACAAAAUGCUGAAGGACUUGCUCAAGUCAUUACCCUUUCUCGCGCGUUUUUCAUGACUAGUACCGCGAAAGCCAAAACGGCCAAACUGAUUCGGACACUUCUCAACUACUUCAAUUCCAUCCCGGAUAGUAUGCCCACCCAAAUCCGCGUUCUCGAAGACAAUAUCGCAUGGGCAAAGACCGAGAAGCGUAUAUUCCUGAAGCACAGCUUGGAAACGCGUUUGGCGGGCAUCCACCUUGAUUUGCAGCACUACCGUCCUGCUCUGAACAUCAUCGAGAGCUUGCUGACAGAACUUAAGCGACUAGACGACAAGCUAAUUCUUACCGAAGUUCAUCUUUUGGAAAGUAAAGUGUACCGCGGCGUUGGCAACAUCACAAAAGCCAAGGCUGCGCUGACGUCUUCACGAACAUCUGCUGCCUCAAUUUACACCCCACCACCGUUGCAGUCAGCUCUGGACAUCCAAUCUGGGAUUCUACAUGCGGAAGAGAAGGAUUACAAGACAGCGUACAGCUACUUCUUUGAAGCAUUCGAAUCUCAGGCGUCCGCGGCAUCAUUUGCACCGGCCCCUGGAAAGCUAGGAGCGGAUGGGGCACUGCCGGCGGUCACUUCUGGAGAGCCAAUUGACACUGACGGGAAAGGCGCACUGGAAGCACUCAAGUAUAUGCUUCUUUGUAAGGUUAUGCUGAACCUGCCAGAAGAUGUCCAUUCACUACUCAGCAUCAAACUUGCGCUCAAAUAUGCCCAACUGCGAGAUGUGGAGAGCAUGCGUGCCAUUGCACGAGCCCACCAGGACCGUAAUCUGGCUGACUUCGAGAAAGCGUUGAGGGAUUACAAGGACGAGCUUUCUUCGGACCCUACUAUUCGGUCUCAUCUUGCCGCCCUAUACGAUACGUUGCUCGAACAAAACCUCUUGCGCAUUGUCGAACCGUACUCGGUAGUCGAGCUUGAAUACGUUAGCGAGACGGUCGGGCAAGGCCGGCAAGCAGUUGAAGCAAAAUUAUCGCAGAUGAUUCUAGACAAGGUGCUGCAUGGUGUACUUGACCAAGGGCGGGGCUGCUUGCUUGUGUAUGACGCAACAGAGGCGGAUACCACUUACACAUCGGCAAUUGAGACUCUGCAACAGGUUGGAAAGGUCGUGGAGAGUCUAUAUGCGAAGAGUGUAAAAAUCGGUUGA
Messenger RNA from Mycena indigotica, 1392 nucleotides. Its product is annotated as PCI-domain-containing protein. Gene Ontology annotation, cellular component: proteasome regulatory particle, lid subcomplex. The record is from RefSeq and is a predicted model, not a curated record. Gene Ontology annotation, biological process: ubiquitin-dependent protein catabolic process. Gene Ontology annotation, molecular function: protein binding; structural molecule activity. Lineage: Eukaryota; Fungi; Basidiomycota; Agaricomycetes; Agaricales; Mycenaceae. Bases 19 to 1392 code for a protein of 457 amino acids. The transcript is spliced from 9 exons.